UGACAAUUGUUUGUGUUGUGUUAUUUGAAAAAGUAGUUGCAUGUGAAUUUUGACGCUAUUGUAAAAUUUUUGUAUAAAACAACAAAAAAAUAUUGUAAACAAAUAAAUGGAAGUUGAAUUAAACACAAGUAAUCUACGUAAUUUGUGUCGUAUAUGUUUGGGUGAAGGUGAUUAUAAUUUAUGGGAACACAAAGUCAACUGGAACUGCUACAAUGAAGACGAUCCAAACACGGAGGGUGAGGCAGUUGCUGAAGGCAUUACGCUACACGAAGUAUUGCAAAUGUUUAAUGAUUGGCAGCAUUCCAUACUUGAAAAUGAUGGGGAAAUGCAAUUGAUUUGUAAAGAAUGUUUAAGCGAGCUUCAGCCCCAUUAUCGUUACUACAAACGCCUGUGCACAGUGAAUAAACAAAUAAAACAGCUCUAUGAAGAAGCACUACAGCAAGAGGCAAAUGAAACAGCAUUAUUACAGACAAAUAAAACUAUAAUAGAGCAAGUAGAAUAUGAUAACAACUUGCAAGAGUGUGUAGAUUACAUUGAACUUUCACAUCCAGCAGGUCAGUUUGAGGUGGUCGAACAAUAUGCUGAUGAUAUCGAAAAGUCUUCUGUGCCUGCAAUUUCCAAUAAGCAAGCACAAAAACGUAAAUUUGCUAAAACUCCAAAAUUUAUACUAACAGGUGGUGUGACACAAUUACUGACACAUGCCACUGGUGCCACUGCUUUAGAUCUGCCAGCAGACUCUACUCAGGUGUUAUACACUCAAAUGCUGUGUAGUCCGAAUAAGCGAAAAAGAAAUGAAGAAGUAAUGGAAAUGCCUGUGAUGGUUGAAGAAGUGGAUAAUAGCCACAAUAAUUUGCUAAGCGAAUACAACACACUUGUCAUAAACAAAAGAAGAGUGACAAUUGAAUAUAUGAAUAGCUGUCAACCAGACGAUCAAGCUGCUCUGGUCACUACAGUGGCUGAAGUUCCGUUGGAUUUGCCGCCAAAUGAAUUAUUAAAAACGGAUUGUGCAACAAAUGAACAAUUGCAAGAACAUAUAACAACCAGCGACAAAGAGGAGAAACAAUCAGAAAUUCAAACGGAAGAUGUUAAUGAUGAACUGGCUGCUUUGCCUUUUUCAACACUCAGUGCAGAUGAUGCCGGCCGCUCAAUAUAUGUAUGCAAAUAUUGUCCUCAAGCUUUUACUGCGCCUUGUUUUCUUCUAACACAUGCACGUAAGUCGCAUGUUUGCAAGUAUUGUAGCAAAGCAUUUAUUAAAACCCCAGAUUUGUUUGCACAUGUAAAAGAAUCUCACACGAAUUACAAAUGUAGUAUUUGCGGUAAAGAGCUCAGUUCUAAUGGUAAUUUGCGUGCGCAUGUUAAACGAAUGCAUGGAUUAACAACAUCUGGUAGCCUCCCACAUACAAUUAAUAGUCAUGAAAUAACGGAUAUAAAUACGGAAGAGUAUGGAGAUGGUCCUGGGCAAGGAAUUUUUUUGGAGGACAGAUCCCAUCAAAUCUUGGCUGAAUACCUUGACUAAAGAAAUUUAUUUUGAUUUGUUGUUAAAAAAAAAUAAAAUUAAACAAUAAAAUCAUUGGCAAUAAAGUAA
Molecule: messenger RNA, 1585 nt
Organism: Ceratitis capitata (Mediterranean fruit fly)
Lineage: Eukaryota; Metazoa; Arthropoda; Insecta; Diptera; Tephritidae
Product: homeotic protein spalt-major
Exons: 2
Coding region: 107-1516 (469 amino acids)
Biological process (GO): regulation of transcription by RNA polymerase II
Cellular component (GO): nucleus
Molecular function (GO): DNA-binding transcription factor activity; zinc ion binding; RNA polymerase II cis-regulatory region sequence-specific DNA binding
Source: RefSeq, a predicted model, not a curated record